CUCUUUUUGUCCCCUAGCGGACGCACGGCGCAUCUGCAAUAUCAAGCGAAACGAGGGGGGAAAAAGACAGGGAUGAACGCCAUGUCUGAUCCCGCCGUGGAGGAGUAAAAGAGAGGGGAAAAGAUUACAACCGAGGAGAGAGGAAAAGCGUUUGCGGCGGUUGGAGGUGAUUAAGUCGGUGCAGGGUGAGAGGCGAGUCCCGGUGCUCGGCCAUGGCGGAGAACACCGCGGGAAGUGCGCACGGCUCGUCGGCGGCCAAGGCACAGCUCCGCUCCUCACCGCGCCUCAAGAAACUCGAGAAACUCGCCGUGUACUCUUCCUGCAAGGCUGAAGGAGCUUGUAAGUGUAAUGGUUGGAAGAGUCAAAACCCACCUCCUACUCCUCCACCUCCAACCCCUCCCAGGGCUGAGCAGCCAAACUCUGUUAAUCUUCUGGAGCCUUGCAGGAGUUGCAGCCACCCUUUAGGAGAUCAUGUAACACAUCUGGAGAACGUAUCAGAAGACGAGAUGAACAGGUUACUGGGCAUCGUGCUAGACGUGGAGUAUCUCUACACGUGCGUCCACAAAGAGGAGGACGCUGACACUAAGCAAGUUUACUUCUCUCUCUUUAAGCUGCUAAGGAAAUGCAUCCUGCAAAUGGGGAGGCCUGUGGUGGAGGCUUUAGAGAGUCCACCAUUUGAGAAACCCAACAUUGAGCAGGGAGUGAAUAACUUUGUACAGUACAAGUUCAGUCACCUACCAUCUAAAGAGCGACAGACCAUCGUGGAACUGGCCAAGAUGUUCCUCAACCAGAUUAAUAUCUGGCAGCUGGAGACACCAUCGCAAAGACGACAGCGUGUUCCCGUCGAUGACGCAGCUGGAUACAAAAUCAACUACACAAGGUGGCUGUGCUACUGUAACGUGCCACAGUUUUGUGACAGUCUCCCGCGCUACGAGGCCACACAGAUCUUUGGGCGAACUCUGCUGCGUUCUGUCUUCACCAUCAUGAGAAAACAGCUGCUGGAGCAGGCCAGGCAGGAGAAGGACAAACUGCCUCCUGAGAAACGAACACUCAUCCUUACACACUUCCCCAAAUUUCUGUCUAUGUUGGAGGAGGAGGUAUACAGUCCUAAUUCUCCUAUCUGGAUUGAAGACUCCAUGGGUGGAGUUUCAGGGGGAAAUAUCCCUAGAGUAAUCAGUGCACCACAGGUAACACGGCCACUCUACUGCACCACUACGUCCUCCCCUGCUGGUCUGACAGGAACAGGCAGCAUGAGUCCAGUAUGCAAAACUACCUCCGCUGUGGAACCUAGUGCAGUUGGAGACAAGCGAAAGUCCUCUGAGAUGUUGUCUCAUGAGGAUAGUAAGAAAGCUCGGGCAAUGGGAGACAUUCCAAUGGAGCUGAUCAAUGAGGUCAUGUCCACCAUCACAGAUCCUGCUGCCAUGCUUGGACCAGAGACCAGCCUUCUCUCAGCUCACUCUGCACGGGAUGAAGCUGCACGCCUGGAAGAGAGACGAGGAGUGAUAGAGUUUCACGUCAUUGGUAACUCCCUCAACCAGAAGCCUAACAAGAAGAUUUUGAUGUGGCUGGUGGGCCUUCAGAAUGUUUUCUCUCACCAGCUGCCCCGAAUGCCCAAAGAGUACAUCACACGCCUUGUCUUUGACCCAAAACACAAGACUCUGUCUCUGAUCAAAGAUGGUCGAGUGAUUGGAGGAAUCUGCUUCCGGAUGUUUCCAUCGCAGGGCUUCACAGAAAUAGUUUUUUGUGCUGUAACCUCCAAUGAGCAGGUCAAGGGUUAUGGAACACACCUGAUGAACCACCUAAAAGAGUAUCACAUCAAACACGAGAUACUUAACUUCCUCACGUAUGCUGACGAGUAUGCUAUUGGCUACUUCAAAAAGCAGGGAUUCUCUAAAGACAUAAAGAUUCCUAAAGCCAAGUAUGUGGGAUACAUUAAAGACUAUGAGGGAGCUACGCUCAUGGGCUGUGAACUCAACCCCAGCAUACCAUAUACAGAAUUCUCUGUCAUCAUUAAGAAACAGAAAGAGAUUAUUAAGAAGCUGAUUGAGAGGAAGCAGGCACAGAUACGCAAGGUGUAUCCUGGUCUUUCCUGUUUUAAGGAGGGCAUUCGUCAGAUUCCCAUUGAGAGCAUUCCAGGCAUACGUGAAACUGGGUGGAAACCUAUGGGGAAAAGCAGAGAGGUGAAAGAUCCAGAUCAGUUGUGUGGCACCUUAAAAACAAUUCUGCAGCAGGUUAAGUCCCACCAAAACGCAUGGCCCUUUAUGGAACCUGUAAAGAAGAAUGAUGCACCUGGAUAUUACCAAGUCAUUCGCUUUCCUAUGGACUUGAAGACUAUGAGUGAGCGCCUGAAGAGUCGCUACUACACCACAAGGAAGCUGUUUAUGGCGGACAUGCAGCGAAUCUUCACUAACUGUCGGGAGUACAACCCGCCUGAGAGCGAGUACUUCAAGUGUGCUAACCUGCUGGAGAAGUACUUCUACAUUAAGAUUAAAGAGGCUGGCCUUAUCGACAAGUAGAACCAUCUGAGGGACUUGUCUGCACUUAUUUUUUUAAUCCAUUUCUUGCACUUUUUUCUCCAGUGGCACUUGUCAGACUUUUAGGCAUGAAAGGGUUUUACAGUUCAAAACUGUUCCCAUAAAAUUGGUUGUAGCACAAAAAAUGUAUGUUAUCAGCGUAGAUGAUCUGGGAGAGAAAUGUGUACGCGGGUGUGAUCUGCACAAGGACAUCUUGGUGCGUACAUUGUGUCCCUCAUGAGUCUUAAACAUUUCCCCUGCCAAAAACAAGAUUUCACCAUAUAGGUUUGAGUAAGAACCUAUAUAAGUAAUCUAACUUUAAAUAAUAGCUGUAUAUUUUCUAUAGUAGAGAGUUUGGCCUUGUGUAGAUGGACAUACUUUGUACAUCAUGCAAGUGACAUUACUCAAAAAGCCACAUACUUCUGCUACAUUUUCUUUGUAAAAAUCUGGACUUAUUUAAAUAUAUUGUUAUAAAUACAAGCAUUUCUAAGGUUAAGGUCCAUAAGAAAAUGGGUUGUUGCUCUGCAUCAGACACAAAAGUCUUACUGUAUUUGGUCUUAACUGCUAUACAAGUGAUGAAACAAACACAACCUUGUAGUUAGACAGCAACAAGAGAAAAUGUGCAAUAACAGAUUUGAUGUUUUGUAAAAUGUUUGUACUUUUAAAUAUAUAGAAAGAGAUGGACUUUGUAUUAUGGAAUUUUAUAGAAGUAUUAAACUUUAGAUCAGUCAAA
Molecule: messenger RNA, 3246 nt
Organism: Tachysurus fulvidraco (yellow catfish)
Lineage: Eukaryota; Metazoa; Chordata; Actinopteri; Siluriformes; Bagridae
Gene: kat2b
Product: K(lysine) acetyltransferase 2B
Exons: 18
Coding region: 213-2516 (767 amino acids)
Biological process (GO): positive regulation of transcription by RNA polymerase II; chromatin remodeling
Cellular component (GO): histone acetyltransferase complex; nucleus
Molecular function (GO): protein binding; histone H3 acetyltransferase activity
Source: RefSeq, a predicted model, not a curated record